Sinocyclocheilus rhinocerous is the source of this 5111-nucleotide messenger RNA. Its product is annotated as probable helicase with zinc finger domain. NCBI's taxonomy places the organism in Eukaryota, Metazoa, Chordata, Actinopteri, Cypriniformes, Cyprinidae. The transcript is spliced from 27 exons. The record is from RefSeq and is a predicted model, not a curated record. Gene Ontology annotation, biological process: regulatory ncRNA-mediated post-transcriptional gene silencing. Gene Ontology annotation, cellular component: P granule; cytosol. Gene Ontology annotation, molecular function: helicase activity; metal ion binding. The annotation marks the transcript as partial.
GGAAGCAGUGCGCAGAAAUAUUUGACCCAUAAUGCACCGCGACAGGCUGACAAGUGGAUCCAAGAUGGCGUAGAAAGUAAAGCUAGAAACUCUGUCCCAGAGUCAUGGAGGACAGGAGGCCACAGAAGUCAUGUGACGAGGCCAUUGGAUCAUUAGUGAGGCAGGAGUAUGAGGCGGCAGCGGCUCACAGCACAGAGGCCCUGCUGGCCAUGGGGCCCCAGACCCCGACCCCCAGCACGGCCUUCCUCCGAAAGCGUGCCCUGCUCUAUCGCAUAGCAGCACGACUCCAGCUGAAUGGGAUCAUGACUAAAGACAUGACAAGACUGAAGAGGCUCCUCUCAGAAAUAGAGGCUGUGAGGAGUGAAAUGGCAUCAGAGUUGGUUGAAGAGAACGAGGAGGAUGUUCAGGAAGGCUGGCAGUUUCGUCCUCCUCCUCGAGGGGUCACUAGUAGUGAGGAGUACACGUUGUGUAAAAGGUUUUUAGAGCAGGGUCUGUGCCGGUACGGAGCUCAGUGCACCUCGGCUCACUCUCAGGAGGAGCUGACAGAAUGGCAACGGCGCUACGCCUCCCGACUCAUCCGCCUCAAACAGCAGCAGGAGGGCAAGCACUUCACCGAGAACUACAUGGAGGUGCUCAUCGAGAAAUGGAUCAACUCCCUCACGCCGGAGAGAGUGAUGAAUGACUGUGUGGAUGGAGUUACGGUGGAGCACAGCUCAGAUCUCUCAAUUACCGUCAACACCAAGAAAUCAUCACACUCUUGGACGUUCACACUCUUCUGCAAGCCGGUCCGUACGCUACACCGCAUCGCUCUGCUUUACGAUGCCAACCGGCCACAUUUCUCCAUCACGGCGGUCUCGGCCGGGGACGCGUCUACCCAGGUGCCCCAGGGGGUGUGUGAGGGCGGCUGUCAGGAGUGGAGCGUGGCUGGCCUGGUGCAGAACGGCUUGGACCACUGCGUUUACACUGUGGUGGUCUCCUUCAGCACAGAGAUCUUCGGAACCUUCCGGCAGACCGUGGUUUUUGAUUUUGGCUCUGAGCCCGUGCUCAUGCAGCGAGUGAUGGUGGACGCCGCCUCCAUUGAAGAUCUGGAGCACUUGAUGCAGGCGCGACAGCAGCUCCUGAUGACGGCUAAGCGCUGGGACUCGUCAUGCAAAACCAUCGUGGAGUUUGUCCCUAAUGAAAACAUGGAUCUAGAGCGCAGUCUACUGACCCGCUACCAGAUCCCCCUCUCUGCAGACCAGCUCUUCACCCAGUCUGUGCUGGACAAAACCCUCACCAGAGACAAUUCCCAGCCCCGCCUGCACGACCUGCUCUACAUCGAGGAGAUUGCUCAGUACAAAGAAGUCAGCAAGUUCAACAUCAAGGUGAACCUGCAGCUGGUGACGAGCUUUAUGUUGACUGGCAUUUCUGGUGGCGCCAAGUACGCUCAGAACGGACAGCUGUUUGCACGCUUCAAGCUGACAGAGACGCUGUCUGAAGAUACGCUGGCUGGGCGUCUAGUCAUGACAAAGGUCAACUCUGUGCUGCUGCUGCCUGUCUUUAAGGAGCGGAUGGGUCAGAACCAGCCAGCUGGAGCCAAAGAACGUGUGUACGAGGCCCUGAUUGAGGAAAAGACGAAAGACUACAUCUUUCUGCGGGUCUGUAAGGACUGCUGUGACGAGCUAGGACUGGUGUCGGAUCAGGAGCUGCAGGUGGAGCUGCAGUUUCAGCUGAACAGGCUUCCUCUGUGUGAGAUGCAUUAUGCUCUGGAUCGCGUCCGCGAUAGCGGUAUCCUGUUUCCAGAUGUCAGCCUCACUCCCACAAUCCCCUGGAGUCCCAACAGGCAGUGGGAUGAACAGCUGGAUCCCCGUCUAAAUGCCAAGCAGAAGGAGGCUAUUCUGGCCAUCACCACCCCCCUCUCCAUCAACCUCCCGCCGGUGCUCAUCAUCGGACCCUACGGCACAGGCAAGACCUUCACGCUGGCCCAGGCUGUCAAACACAUCCUCAAGCAGCCUGAGACACGGGUUCUGAUCUGUACACAUUCAAACAGUGCAGCAGAUCUGUACAUUAAAGAUUACCUUCAUCCAUACGUGGAGGCAGGCAAUCCACACGCACGACCUCUCAGGGUUUAUUUCAGGAACCGCUGGGUGAAGACUGUGCACCCGGUGGUGCAGCAGUACUGCCUGAUCUCCGGAGCGUACUUCACCUUCCAGAUGCCCACGCGACAGGAUGUAGAGCGCCACCGUGUGGCCGUGGUCACUCUCAGCACGUCCCAGUACCUCUGCCAGCUUGACCUGGAGCCAGGUGAGCAAACACACACGCACACACGUUCCUCGAUUUCAUAUGGGAGAAACUAUACGUCCGAGCUCUUCUACGAGGGCAAACUGAUGGCCAGCGGGAAGCAGCCGCCCCAUAAGGACUUCUACCCUCUGACCUUCUUCACUGCCCGCGGAGAAGACGUGCAAGAGAAGAACAGCACGGCUUACUACAACAACGCUGAGGUGUUUGAGAUAGUUGAGCGGGUGGAGGAGAUGAGGAAGAAGUGGCCCGUGGCCUGGGGGAAGCUGGACGAGGGGAGUAUCGGCGUGGUCUCGCCCUACGCCGACCAGGUCUUCCGAAUCAGAGCCGAGCUCCGCAAAAAGAGGAUGCCAGAGGUCAGCGUGGAGAGAGUGCUGAAUGUCCAGGGUAAGCAGUUCCGUGUGCUGUUCUUGAGCACCGUUCGCACCCGUCACACCUGCAAACACAAGCAGACGGCCAUUAAGAGGAAGGAGCAGCUGGUGGAGGACUCCACUGAAGACCUGGACUACGGCUUCGUGUCCAACUACAAGCUGCUGAACACCGCCAUCACUCGAGCGCAGUCCCUGGUGGCCGUGGUGGGAGACCCCAUCGCUCUCUGCUCAGUGGGGCGCUGCAGAAAGUUCUGGGAGACCUUCAUCUCCAUCUGUCAUGAGAACCACAGUCUCCACGGCAUCACCUUUGAACAGAUUAAAAUCCAGCUGGAGGCUCUGGAGCUGAAAAAGACCUACGUGCUCAACCCGCUGGCCCCAGAGUUCAUCCCUCGUGCCCUGCGCUCGCAACAUCCCCAGGGUCCCGGCAAGCACCAGCACUCCCCACCCAAGGCGAAAGGACAGCUGGCCAAUCACACUGAACCCUUCCCCCCUGAAGGCUUUGUUCAGCCAAGUGCUGCUGUGUUGAUGGGGAACCCGAUUCAGGCCUUUACUCCUCCAGGAGCCGGAGCUCCAGCCUCCGGCAAAUCACCAAGCCCUGUUCAAAGAAUCGACCCCGGAGCCAGCAUCCUCUAUGUGCCCGCUGUCUAUGGGGGCAAUAUGGUGAUGCCCAUGCCUCUUCCGUUGCCAUGGCCUGGCUACCAGAGCCGUUUCGCUAUGGAUCCUCGCAUCAUGAGUCAUCAGGCCGCCAUGGCCGCGUACAACCUCAACCUGCGGCCGGCAGCCAGUCGCACCUCACCUGUGCUGUAUGGGUUCAGUCACCCGUCUCCUCUGGGUCUGAACCAGCAGCCUACCUCUGAGAAAGAACUACUUCAAGAGCCCAGUGGAAAUGGGAAAAUCGACAUUAAUGGGAAAACGGAGCAUUGUAGGCUGCUGACACCUGAGAGGAAAGCCCCUGAGCUGAAGGAAAAACAGGGAGACCCAGAGUCGGUGCAGAAUAAGAGUCCAGAGCCCCAGUCCAACAUGGGCUUCCCUGGCAGCCGCCUCAUACGCAAAGACCCGCAGGCCCAGAGGGCCCUCAACUUCCACCUGGGCCCCCCACAUCCCGGUUUCCCCCCUCACCACGGCAACAGCCAGUUUCCACAGCAGUACGGACUAUCCCGACCUCCCCUCCGAAUGCAGGCCCCCAUCCACCCUCAGGCCUCCUCCUUCCCCCCAUCAUUCUUCAGUGGACCUCCAAUGGCGCACCGCGGGCUGCAGUCUCCGGUCCUGGAGGGUGGGGAGGGCUCGAUGGGAGCGGGUCCAGGUGGGGUGGCUGAGGAUCUGAAGGGUGUGGUGAGAGGCCUUCCCCCACAGAUGCACCAGCAGCCCCUGCGCCUCAACAGCUUUGGAGAAGAGAGUUUGGACUCUCUGUUGGGCGAUACUCUGGAUGGCCAGGCUUCCUCAGGGCUGGAUGCUCUGGGCCAGCAGCAUCAGCAGCAGCAGGCGGCUCGUGUGGGUCAGUGGGGUGAACAGUCUCCCUUCCUGCAGGCCGGUGUGGCCCCCUUCCCCCUGGCGCAGCAGUUGGCUCAUCUCGGCCAGCCGGGUCUGCGACUCCCUCAGCAGCUCCUCAGAGCCGGCUGGGGCCUGGGCCCGGGCCCUGCAGCAGAGGAGGAGCCCAGACCUGCCAUGCCCAGAUAUCCCGGUCUGUUGCGUGAAAUGCUCCCUCAAGACCAGUAUGAGCAGCGGGAGCCGGCCGACAUGCCCCCUCCUCAGUCUCGCCUCCUUCAGUACCGUCAAGUCCAGCCCCGAAGCCCCGGAGACCUGCCAUCUCCCUCUUCCUCCAACUCAAACCACACCUCCGCCCCCAAUCCCUUCCCAGUUCCAGGUCCGCCCUCCUUCCCCGACACCAGCCGAGAGCUGCCCAUGGGGGGCCAGCCCUUCCAGCAGCACCAGGCCUUCAAUCAGGCCUCCUUCUCCCUGCCGCCCGAGCACACUGCGGGACCUCUUCCGGUCAAAUACCUCCUCCAGGAGGCCCACUGGCCCCACCCUGGCCUACCCCAGAGCCACGUGCUGGGCCACGGCAUGCCUUUUGGCCUGCAGGCCAUGGCGCACAGGCAAGAGAAGGGCCCCCUCACGCAGCUGCAGCACCAGCAGCAGAAACAGCAGCUCCAGGCCCCGCAGAGCUCCCUGCACAGCGUAGAAGAGUAUGAACCACGGGGCCCCGGGAGGCCUCUGUACCAGAGGAGGAUCUCCCCCAGCUCCCCCCAGCCGUAUCCGGACAGCCUGGAUCCUCAGGACCACCACACGCCCUCCUACAGAUACCCCUCAGCAGACCUAUGGACCCCCGGCCCGAGCCCCGCUCCUCUCCACAACAUUCCAUGUAACGGAGCGAGCCACCUCGUCCCUCACAGGGAGGUUUUAGUUUCAAAGGCGAUGAGUGUCGCAGAUGAGCAGCAGUCGCCUCACCCCGCCAGCGCCGCGUCU